Arachis duranensis is the source of this 1296-nucleotide messenger RNA. Its product is annotated as ras-related protein RABA4d. Lineage: Eukaryota; Viridiplantae; Streptophyta; Magnoliopsida; Fabales; Fabaceae. The transcript has 2 exons. Gene Ontology annotation, cellular component: endosome. Gene Ontology annotation, molecular function: GTPase activity; GTP binding. The coding region runs from base 434 to 1099 and encodes 221 amino acids. The record is from RefSeq and is a predicted model, not a curated record.
CUUGCUAUUGAUGCACCCCCACCCUCAAACUGCCUCCCUGCAUUUGUGAACCUAACCCAAACACAACACAAACACAAACACAAACAUUUUCCUUCUGAUUUUCCUUUUCCCCGUUUACGUCACAUCUCUUUCGUUUUUCUUUCUGUUUAAUUAUUGUUAAUUAAUAAUAUUUAUUAUUAUAUUGAUCAACUCAACCCCUACGAUCAUACCAAAGAAGACAUCAACAACAAGAACAGAAAGAAGCCUUUCCAUGAUUCAUCAAAGACAAGAAGACAACGCCUUCUUCUUCCACCUUUCUCCUCCCACGUUCCAAUUCCCGCGGUAAUUUUGAGGAAACUGCGGGGGCACAACAAUUCCAAUUCCGUUCUAUCUCUAAUUCCUCAGAAGAACCGAAGAAAUAUUAAGGGGGAAAAAUAGAAAAUUCUGAUUCAGGAUGUCGAAUUUGUACGGUGACUACAACCAGAAGAUCGAUUACGUGUUCAAGGUGGUGUUGAUCGGAGACUCGGCGGUGGGGAAGACGCAGCUCUUGGCGCGGUUCGCGAGGAACGAGUUCAGCAUGGAUUCGAAGGCCACGAUUGGUGUUGAGUUCCAAACGAAGACUCUCAUCAUCGAUAACAAAACCGUUAAGGCUCAAAUAUGGGACACCGCUGGCCAAGAAAGGUACAGGGCAGUUACUAGUGCAUAUUAUCGUGGUGCUGUUGGAGCAAUGUUAGUUUUUGACAUGACAAAACGCCAAUCUUUUGACCACAUGGCAAGGUGGUUAGAGGAAUUGAGGGGUCACGCGGACAAAAACAUCGUCAUAAUGCUAAUAGGCAACAAGUGUGAUCUUGCAGCUCUAAGAGCAGUGCCAACAGAAGACGCGCAGGAGUUUGCACAAAGAGAGAACCUGUUCUUUAUGGAGACUUCGGCGCUCGAGUCCACCAAUGUUGAAACCGCCUUUCUGACCAUUCUAACCGAGAUAUACCGAAUAAUCAGCAAAAAAACACUUUCUGCCAACGACGACACAGACCCCAAUGGGAGUUCAGGGCUUCUGAAGGGAACAAGAAUAGUUGUUCCGGACAUGGAUCACACCGAAAAGAAGGGUGGCUGUUGUGUAUAAAUCCUUAUAGCUUCUGCUUCUUUUGGUUCUUGAGAAACAUAUUUCUCAGUCAGGCUCCUCCUCAUAUACGUGGGGGAAUUUGUAGGGAGGGUAGUUGGAUUUUAGGCUAUAAUGUAUUAGCUACUGUGCUUUAUAUAUACGUGACUCCAUCAGAAAAAUUUAGGUUGAAUGUACUUAAUUACCAUGCUUUGGUUGCA